Molecule: messenger RNA, 1128 nt
Organism: Carlito syrichta (Philippine tarsier)
Lineage: Eukaryota; Metazoa; Chordata; Mammalia; Primates; Tarsiidae
Gene: SMIM4
Product: small integral membrane protein 4
Exons: 3
Coding region: 102-314 (70 amino acids)
Source: RefSeq, a predicted model, not a curated record
GCCGCUGUACACGGCGGGGACAGGCGGGGCAGUCUUGCUGCAUCCGGGUACUCCAGUCGCUCCUGGUUUCGCCGUACCCGUCUCCACGAGCUCGGUGGAGUAUGUUCUCCAGGGCCCAGGUGAGGCGGGUUCUGCAGCGGGUGCCCGGGAAGCAGAGAUUCGGCAUCUACAGGUUCCUGCCCUUCUUUUUUGUCCUGGGAGGAACGAUGGAGUGGAUCAUGAUUAAAAUGCGCGUGGGCCAGGAGACCUUCUAUGAUGUCUACCGUAGAAAAGCCUCAGAAAGACAAUAUCAGAGAAGGCUGGAAGAAAAAUGAGACUGAACUUCAGCUAUCAAUAAAAAUUCAACUUAAACCAUGGGUACAUUCUCCAUUGCAAGCUCAUUUAAACCAGGAUAAUGAUACAGAUUACAUUUCUACCAGCUACCGUUUUAAAAACUUUUUUCUAGGAUGAUGGGAAUUCCUGACAAAACACAUUACUUAUGCUAGUGCUCUUGGGAACAAAAAUAAGCCCCUCCCUUGCCUGGCUCCUCUAACAUACCAGGACCUCCAUGAGGACUGUGGGCAACAGGCUUCACACCAUUCUGUGAUGGAGAUGUUGCUCUUUCAUCCAGCUGGUAAAGACCACGGCAACUGCUCCUUCCGUAAGUGAAUCUACACAAGGUAUAGGCACUGAGUAUCCAUAUACACCGAGUAUCCUUGUUAAUGAUCUCUGCCACAUAGUCUCCUGAAACUUUCUAGAGCGUUUUUUCUAAUUUAAGUUAGUCCACUUAUGUUAGAACCAAAUUCAGUAAAGAACCACUAACUACUCAGAUAUUAAAGCACUAUCCACAGCAAGCCCAGAGUCAUGUCUGGGAGAAGGCUUGAAUGUGAAGGCCAAUAAUAACCAAUGCGAGGGAGAGGACCGUGAUUCACUGUAUUCUCAUGCCCAGUUGUGUCAUCUAGGAUCCGGUGAACCUAAUCUUAUAGAUAUACGAUAAGGCUGCUGUAUAAGAAAACUGUGAUAUGAUUCAAUUACAUAGCUAUAUUCCAUAUCCCCCUUGCCCACCCCCAGUUUUAGAAGUUUAAUAUUAGAUACACAUAGAGAAUUGUAACACACAUAUUUUACAAAUAAUAAUAAACACUAAUAAAA